UCUCCCUCUGACUGAACACAGUGAUGCUGGACUGAUGAUGUGACCUACCACCAAACGUUCCUCGCAGAAGCAUCUUUUGCUUAGCAGCACGGUGGAAACUGACACUUCUGCUUCGGCGUUUGUUUUGCACAGAUUUCUCGACCGGCAUAUUGUUUUACACUUUUCUGUUGAUUGAUAUUAUUAUUUUUGGUCCGUUUUUUUUUUUGUGUGGUCAACGAAACACAGACGCCUGUAAAGGAUUAAUUUGCCAACAUGCACUGAAGUGCGGACGGAGUUGACAUUUAACACAGAGCUGCAAGGCUUAAUCUACCUGUGUUUUCGCAAGUGGCAAGAGUACGGAAGAAGGGAGGUAGUGUUGUCAAAUCCAGCUGUUUUAUUAAGGAGCGGUCACAUCAGUUAACACUGCCCUUAAAAAAGGGGAAACAGUCAAAAGGAAUUUAUGAUCUUGCUUGGGAAUCCUAAGGCAUUUCAAUUCUAGUUUCAAUCCCCCCAUUUCUGGGAACUUUUGAAGUGGGAUAAGUGCUGGUAUCAUAUCUGUAAACAUCAAUGAUGUAGACGGAGAAAGCUUGAUUUAAAACAUAUUCCUUGCGUACUCUAAAUCAUCUCAAACGGUUUUUAAUCAACAGAGAACUUUGUUUUGAUUUGCAUACCCGUUAUUGAGGAAGACUUUGAACAGCAUAGCUGCUCCCUGUAUUAACAAUUGGUGCGCUGUGUUCCAACUUCCAAGUAAUGCAAGUGACAGGACCAGUCAAAGCUGGGCGUAUGUUGUGUCAAGCUAUCCCAUGCCACCAAUAACGAGGAUUGAAAGCCAAGUAUGUUGCACAAACAAUUGCUGGAAACGUCUGAAACACAUUUUGUCGCCAAAAUCGGAAGACUGGAUUAAGUUCUGGACAUCUACCGAAUUGUAUGUGUUCACUUCUCUAGUCACGCAGGUAGAAGAGCGAAGGAGGAAUGCUGGUCCGAGAUCUCCUGCUGCUCAGUUUAAGUUCUUGGCCUUUCUUUCUGGGCCAUGUCUUUCUAACAUCAUUUUUACUGUUAUUUCAGUUUACUCAGGGUGAACUCCAGAAAUCAUGCCAGAGGACCAUAGCUGAGAAGGUCACCGAGAGCUGCCAGCAGAUCUGCCAAUGUAGACCCUACCCUCCUCUACCUCCUCCCCCACCACCGCCUCCUCCCCCCAGGCUGUUGGCUUUAGCAACAGCAGAAUCAACUGUCCCCCUGUUAAAGCCCUGGUGGAAGGAGAUAGUUGUAGUUGGGACAGUGGGAUGUGCCACACUAGUCUUUCUCCUGGUCAUGGUCAUCAUCUGCUACAAGGCAAUAAAAAGGAAACCACUGCGAAAGGAAGAGAAUGGAACAAGCCGAGGUGAAUAUGCAAUGGCCUCCCGAAACAAGAAAAGGGUGGAUGCUAACAAUGCGGUCGUAUAGGAUCCAAGAUGAAGAGGAAGGACACACAGACCCUAAACCCCCCUCCCCUCCAAAACACAGCUCCUCCCAACAGAUGACAGGGGAGCUGAACUUUGAAUGCACGCUCAAACCGUGCUUGCGUGCCAUGGCUUCACUGGGAAAUGGAAGAAAGAGACCUAGAGUGAGAGCAACCUUUGGGACUUAGGACCUCCUUUUCAAAUAGCGCACACAUAUAAGAUAUUCAGAGCAGGGAGGCAGCCUUGCUCUGAAGUCUUGAUGUUUGUCAGAAGCAAGGAUGAACCUGUCAAUCACGGUAACUCGGAUAAAUAAAAAACUUUGCAUAGACAUUUGAAAAAAAAAAAUGUAAAUAAAAAACUGCAUGCAGUCUUUGUUGAAUGCAACAACUUUUUAGAUUCCUCUGCCUUUUAUUGUUUUUUUUCUUUUGAUGCUGCAUCAGGGCAGUGUUAUUUGGCAUGAAUUACAAGAGAAGGGGCAGCCCAUUUGAGUCUAAAUGCAAGGCACUGUCUGCAUGGUCUGACCAGUGAUCUCUUGUCAGACCUGGUCAUUAACCCCCAGCUCCAAAAUAAUAAACCAACAACGUGAAUGAAGAGGGAUAGAUGGUUGGUGCCAAUUUUGUGAACCAAAAAAACUGCAUGCUUUAAAAACUGGGAACAGACUUUUACCAGUCCCCUGACUAUGCAAUUCGAAAUAGCUAUGGUUUGCUUUUUUUGGUCACCAGUAUCGUUUUUAGAAGUUAAUCAGAUUUUAAAAAAAGGUGCUGUUUUUAAACUCCACAGUUUAUUUCAUUUGCUUCGUUAUAUUUUUCCCCUGACAGAAGACUGUUGAUAUGUUCAAUGUAUUUUACAACGUACAGGUAAAUUAAAUACCCACCUACUCUAGGUUCCAACUGAAUUUUCACGGUUGUGAACCUUUUUUUUUUUUUUUAAUGGCUUCCGUUUGUUUUAUAUUUAUUUUAUUUCUUUGCUCCGCCGUCAUCAGCUUCCUGGAAUACAUGGACUGUAGUCAUAUUCAGAGGCCUGCCUCUCUGAAAAGCUUGCUGCCUUGUCUGUCUCUCUGAACAUGAAAUGCAUGGCCAUCAUCACCCCCUCUGCUCUGGCUUUGCCUCAAGGGAAGGAUAUUUUAUUGGCUAAUGUUGGUGUCAGUUCAUUAAAUAUAUAACCUACGAAAAUAUUUGUUAAACACUAAUAACAUAGCAACAUUUAUGACAUUACCACAGUCAACCUGCUAAACUGUUCUUGUGAGUUCUGUCAGAGUUUGUGAAGUGUGGGCGCCUAAUAAACAGAACGUACUGUAAUUCAGUUAAGGAAACCAUCAAUUUGAUUUUCAUUUCCUCCCAUGUUACUGAGCGUCUCAGAAUAUAUAGAAAAGCUCUAAAAAUAAACUCAUCCUAAAAAGCUGUUUGUCCCUAAUUUGUACACGUGCAUUUACUUUUCAAAAUGAGAGAAAAAAAAAACCAUUUGAAAGUUACAAGACUAGAAAUAAGCACACCGGUUAUUGAAGCAGAGUUGGGUUGUUUAUUUUUUGUUUUACAGUAUAACUGGAAAGGGUAAGGGCUUUUUUCACAUAAAAAAACAAACAAACAAAAACCCUUUUAGAAAAACACUUUGGAUAAAAUAGCAGAACGAAAUUCACCUUUAAUGUCUUUAAUUCACUCAGCCACUCGCUCAGUUCCAGAAUGUAAAAGUCAUUUCUGUGUGAUUUUACAAAGAGUCUUCUAUAAGUCACACUGGUACUGUACCUGGUGUACUCCAUAGCAGUGUAGGGUUACCUGGUAGGGAUCUCAGACCUUUUCAAGCAGGUUCAUGUAACUGUUUAAUGUGUCAACAUGUACCUUGUACUUUUUGUGACACUGGUAACUAGGCUAACUAUUUUCAAGACACUGACAAACAGUAGUGACUGUGUUGGAGCCAGUGCAUUUCCCAGCAGGUCCUUCUCCUUUGAGGGGUGCAAACUCCAGGGGGUAUGAGAGAAAAUUGACCAUAAAUAGUAAAUCAUUUUUUUUUUAAAUGAAAGAAAAGCUUAGAGAAGACAGGAGGCUGUGGAAUAUGAAGUAGGAAAUACUCUGUCAAGUACUUAAUGUGAUUACCGGCUUAUCCUUUUCUUUCCAAAUGAAAUCUCCCCUCUCGACAAAGAAGAAUAACCCUUGGGAUCCCACUGAAGAGGUCUGUGCUGUAAAAGCAUCACUUUGCAUGAGAACAGUGGGGCUGACAAAAGCUGGACGAAGGCUUUCUCUGCUGAGGAUGCUCGUGGUUCAGAACAAAGUCUUUUGAUUUGAGUUUUUUUUUAAAAAGGGUCACUAAAUGGAGGGUUUGUAUAGAAUGGAAUAUUUCACCUGUUUUGUAUUUCCAAAAGUGGGCUGUUCUUGAGGUCUGGCAUGGUGGCUGAAUUCAGCAAAGGAAAGUGUCUUGGUGCAUCGACCUUUUCUACCAUUCUUUUGAAAGCAUACAUUCCUCUUUAUGUAAUGGAAAUGGCCCCACGCAAGUGGUCUUUUUUCAUUCUUUUUGUUACUAAUUUAUGUUCAUCUCAUCUUUAUCACAUUUAAAUGAACUAAAAUCAAUGAUGCCAAAACAGUAAGUAUCUAUACUUGCAUGCAGUGAACCCCCUACUCUGGACCUGUGCAUAAAUGUACUUAGCAGCUUUUAGUAGCACUAAAGAUUUUAUGAUUAAGAGCUUGACGUUACGAUUGGCCUCUGUGGAGCAAAGUGCUGAUCUCAAGAAUGGACUCAUUUUGAACACUUCAGGUGUGCUCUAGGUCUCAACAUAAAUAUAUUCCAAUAACUCACCUUUAAGUCCGAACAUGUCUAAGUCCCCUGAAUAAACAAGUGCUGGAUGAGUUCAAUGUUGCUAAAUCUUUCUUAGUGUCUUACAAAAAAAACAGUAAGGUGUUCUUUCUUCAUAGCGCUGAGCAGAGUUUAGCUUUUUGAAAUCAAUAACAGAAUUAUAAAUCUAAAAAAAAAAAUCAUAAUUGUGUGUAUAAUUGUAUUUUUGUGUUCGCCUUUGGUCAAAACAGUAGGAGUGGGACUCCUGAGUGGCGCAUCCUGCACUCCGCUUGGAGAUCAGCAGUUUGAAUCCAGGCUAUGCCACUGCUGACCGUGACCAGGAGUUCCCAGGGGGCAGCGCACAAUUAUCCAAGCAGUGCCCGGGCAGGGAGGGUUAGGUCGGCUGGAGAAUACUUGGCUCACUGCGCACCAGUGACCCCUGUGGCUAGCCGGGUGCCUGCAGGCCUGCCUGUGUGCAAUUCAGAACUGCGUGGUCCUCCAAUGCUGUAGUUCUGUAAUGGCUUCAUGGCUUUCAGUGCAAUAAAAAGCGGAUGGCUGACGGCACACGUUAGUGCGGGGGUUGCAGAGGUGAGCCGGGUUGAAUAAUUGGGCAUUCCAAGUUGGGAGAAAAUCAGGGGUAAAAUAAUUGAUGAUUCCAAAUUAAAAAAAACCAUGGCAGGAGUAAAUGGACCCUCGCCAAGUUAUUUAAAGAACGUUUUUUUAUGAAUAGAAUAACGUUUGGUACACAUGAAACUGUUCUACACUGCUGUUGGAUUCUUUAACAACACGCUAGAAGAGUUCCACGUUUCAUCAUUUAUUGGUACAAAAAAAACAGGCUGUCUUGUGUGUGUGUGUGUAAGGUAACCAUCUUCUCCUGUUUUUAUAUUUUGAAGGCCACUGUUCUUUCCAUCAAAUGUUUACCUCAAUCGCUGAAAGUUUAGACUUACCUCUUUCAGUCUGUUGUGAAGUUUUUUUCCUCCUCCUUUUUGCUUCCUUUGCGGCUGUAGCUCCCUUUUGGGGGUGAAUGAAUUCCAUCACCCAGCCUGGGCUGACUUCUAACAACCUCAUAAAGAGGGCGGCACAUUUCUGACCAAAAGGCAAAUUCCUUUAUUCCAAUUUAAUCAUGCAGUCGCCUAGCUUAUUGAACUAUAUUGUGGUCUACAUAUUACCACCUUCUGUGUUUAUACUGCUGAGCUUAAUAUAGCGAGAUCUUAAUACUGCGCCCCGAUUGAAAGUAACUGACUGGUGAGCAGAUCUUUAUGUGGAGCAGGUCACAUAGAUAGAAGUUCACAAUUUUUCCUAUUUUUGAAUACUGCUGUACCAGGAAGAAGACUACAAACAUUGUAAAGCUAGUUUUGGUUGCUGUCUAAAGUCCUAACAUAGGAUGUAUUAUAUUCAGUGGAUUUUUAAAAUACAGACUAAAGCAAAAAUUCUGUUUCAGUGUUAUUAUUUUAAUUUAACCCUUAUUAUUAUUAACCCUAAUAUUGUACUAUCAAGGAAGGAGAUGCAUGAAAAGAAGCGGCACGUAUGUUUUGUCAGCCCCGGUGUCUGUGCUAACCACCCUACACCUUAUCAUUAAUCAUUACAACUGUGUAUAUAGCACUAAAGCAUUAAAGAAGACCUAUUAACCAGUUUUCCUGCUACAAAAUAAAUUGUAUUGAGUUUGCAAGAACAGACCAUGCAUUGUGACAUAUAACUGCAUAUACCUACAAUAUACCCAGCAUCUGUGCAUACCAGUGUAUUAUAUCAUGUACAAAUAAAGUGUGAAAAAUAAUGCAUGAAUGUAAAUAUGAUUAAGAUUUAAAAAUCUGCCUUCUUGACUGUGUAUCACAUGUACAAAGUAAAACAAAUAUGUUUAUAGGAAAAUAAAUAAAAUACAUUUAACAACUCAAGUUGUUGAUAUGCUACCAAUCAGAAUUAAAUACAUGUUGUCAUGUUUAUGGAACAAGCCAUUAAUGUAUAUUUGGUAAUUAAAGGUUGUUGCACAAUAUAUGCAUUGCAUAUCAACAUGUUAAACAUAUACAUUGUGCAUUUAACUGUUUAAAUUGUGCCGUGCUGACUUUUUUAGUUUUAAAUAAAAUUGUACUA
Acipenser ruthenus (sterlet) is the source of this 6269-nucleotide messenger RNA. RefSeq names its product proline-rich membrane anchor 1-like. The record is from RefSeq and is a predicted model, not a curated record. NCBI's taxonomy places the organism in Eukaryota, Metazoa, Chordata, Actinopteri, Acipenseriformes, Acipenseridae. The transcript is spliced from 4 exons. Bases 952 to 1422 code for a protein of 156 amino acids.